GUUAUUUCAGCAGGAACAACAAGUUGUGAUCCUGUUUGUCAGCUGUUACCCAAAUUGAGUUUUCUGUUGCUGUCGCUAUCUUGCAUGUCAUGUGGAGCCCACCAGCCAAGAUGAAGCUUUGCCCCAUCCACAUGCUUUCCGUAAGAAUCAUACAAGCUAAGAACAUCAAGUCAAGAGACCUGUGGACAGUUCCACUUUCCUGCCAAAACCUUGCGGGGCAAUGUUAUUCACUGCUUGAUACCAGUCUGAAGUAUUUAGGCAUCUCAAGCUGCAGUAGACAUCUUCAGUCAACUCCAGACUCCAGCUCUGAAAGACAUCACCUUGGAGGUUUCCUUUCACACCGUUGUCAAGCUUCACAAAUGACUGCAUCAGACUGCUAUGUGCGCUUGUGGCUGCCUUCUGCUUCAAAUGGAAAGCUUCAGACCAAAACCAUCAAGAAUUCUGAAAAUCCUGUCUGGAAUGAGACUUUCUACUUUAGGAUCCAGAGAGAAGUAGAGAACAUUUUAGAAUUGGCAGUGUGUGAUGAAGAUCCACUCACCAAAGAUGACAUGCAGUUCACAGUUCUUUUUAAUGUUGCUAGAAUCAGACCUGGAGAGACACUUCGUGAGAUAUUUGCUUUGAAAUCAGAGAAGGAGACGUGCAGCAGGAGAUGGGAAAGUUUGGAAGUGGAGUUCUGGAUGGAAAGAAUUCCUGGCCCUCCAGAGCACCUCAUUACCAAUGAUGUCCUAGUGUCCCGUGAGGUUUGCUGCUUGGAAGUGCAAGUGGAUAUUAAUGAAAGCAGGAAAUAUUUGAAAGAGGGUAAAAAUCUUGUGCUUACGGUGCCUGCAUCUCAUGAGGGAACGCAGAAAACUACAGAGGACACAGAUAUUUUCUGCUUCCAUUGCGUGAGGGCUUGGGAGCCAGUUCUGAAAGUCAGACUGCAGAGAGUUUCUGAUAAGGAAGAUGACAAUAGCAAUUUAAGUGACACCUUAACCGUGCCACUGAAAUUUCUCCCGGUUGGACAUAAAGUGAAAGUAACCCUCCCUGUAAGACAUAAUGUGCCACUGCAGUUGUACCUCCAACUGAAUGAUUGCACAGAAAAACUAGAUGUGCGCUUGGGGUAUGAUCUGUGCCGAGAAGAGCAAGAAUUCUUGCAAAAAAGGAAGAGAGUGGUUGCCAGUGCCCUGAAAAGGGUUCUUCAUCUGGAGAGAGAUCUGCAUGGACAUGAGGUCCCAGUAAUAGCUGUUAUGGCAACAGGUGGAGGACUCAGAGCAAUGUCAGCUAUGUUUGGCCACCUCUUAGCUCUUCAGAAGCUGAAUCUAUUGGACUGUGUAACCUAUGUCACUGGGGCUUCUGGCUCAACAUGGACUCUAGCAGACCUAUAUGAGCAUGCGGACUGGUCACAGAAGACUCUGGAGGAGCCCCUUAAAGCAGUAAAAGAGCAAGUGACCAAAUGCAAACUCAACCUUAUGUCUAUAGAGCAUCUGAAGUAUUUUCACAAGGAACUUGCUGAAAGGGCAAAAGCUGGACACGUAUCAUCUUUUACAGCUCUGUGGUCACUUGUUCAGGAAAUGUUCUUACAUGAACGGCCAAGAAAGUACAAACUCACAGACCAGCGCAAGGCUUUGGAGCAUGGACAAAACCCAUUGCCUUUCUAUGCAGUCCUCAAUGUGAAAGAGGAAAAGUUUGGUACUUUCAAAUUUAGAGAGUGGGCAGACUUCUCUCCUUAUGAGGUGGCCAUACCAAAAUACGGAGCCUCCAUUCCUUCAGAAUAUUUUGACAGUGAGUUCUUCAUGGGAAGGCGAGUGAAGAAGAUGCCAGAGUCUCGAAUCUGCUAUCUGGAAGGUCUUUGGACAAAUAUCUUUACUAGGAAUUUGCUGGAUGGCUUGUACUGGUCCUCAAAUUCAAAUGAAUUCUGGGAACGAUGGGCCAAAGAUAUGGUGGAUAUAGAAAAACAUUCUCCUGAGGAGGAUAUCACUGUCAUCGAGCCUCCGUCUUGUUUGUCAGGGAAGUUGUAUGAAAUGUUUAAGGACAUUAUGACCAAGCGUCCACUACUGGGGAAGUCUCAUAAUUUCCUGAGAGGCUUAGAAUUUCAUAAGGAUUAUAUCCAUCAGAAAAAGUUUAUUGAAUGGAAAGACACCGUGCUGGACGCUUUCCCUAACAAUCUGACACCGCUGCAGAAAUAUCUUUGCCUAAUAGAUGUUGGCUAUUUCAUCAAUAGCAGUGGUGCAGCACUGUUCAAGCCAGAGAGGAAUGUAGAUGUCAUUAUCUCACUUGAUUAUGGUUUGGGGAAUGUGUUCAAGCAAUUAGAGAUGACAUACAAGUAUUGCAAGAUACAAAAAAUUCCAUUCCCCAAAGUGGAGAUAAGUAAAGAAGAAGAGGAGAACCCAAAGGAAUGUUACGUGUUUUCAGAUGCAGAAGACCCCAGAGCACCCAUAGUAAUCCAUUUCCCCCUGGUCAAUGACACCUUUAAGGAAUUCAAAGAGCCUGGUUUAAAGCGCAGUCUCUCAGAGAUGGAAGAAGGCAAAGUAAAUCUGGAUAACAACUGCUCACCCUAUUACCUCAUUAGGCUAAUCUACUCUUCUGAAAAUUUUGACAAACUCGUGAACCUGAGCCAAUACAACAUCCUCAAUAACAAAGACCUGCUCCUCCAGGCAAUCCGGAGUGCCGUAGAACGGAAGAGAAGUGGCAGGACUGGGCAUCUCCCCAGCCACUCUGGAGCUGGAUAUGCCUAGGCCAGGUUUUUGCACUGUUCCCCGCUGAAGGCUAUGACAGUCACAUUACAACACAUCACAGUCACAUUGUAACAUGUAACGGUCACAUUACAGCAGUGUUCAUUAUUUUCAGGUAACUGAGGAAAUCUGUACAUUUCUCAUCUUGCUUUGUUCAAGUUCCUGGCUUUCAAAAGGGUUUAUUUAAUCUCCUUCCCUGAUUUUUUCGGACCACAAGAACCUCACACUGUGGACUUAUUGGUUAAGAAAUUAGGAUCCUGAUUAGCAGAGAACUUCCAGCAUCUUGCUGAUGUUGUAGAAUAUGGUGGUGGUGUUAGUGAUAGUUCUUCAUAUGUGCCUGUCCCCUCGAUCCUGAGCCCCUUGUCAGUGUCUUUUCAAUGCUUCAUUACAAACGAAGUCCUGGCCAUUUGCAUUCACUAAUGUCCAGAUUUUCAGACAGGCUGAGCAACUAGAAUUUGCACUGAACUGAUGGGCUCAGCUUUGAAGUCAGGUCAGAGUCAUAUGUAUUUGUGAACAAUGGCCAGACUGCAAUGUGGACAACUGUAUUCUGUCUGGCUGUUUGCCCUUGCUGAUUUAGAAAUUAUUCAUUUUUUCCAUUCCCCUGCAAGAAUUUGGCACAGAAACGCUGCUCCAAGAUGUGAUGACGGGGACAGCUUCAUGUCAAGAAAAGAGGGCAUUAGCUGCAGUGAGUGAGACUGGUUCUUUUGAGCAUUGGCUGGAGGAAAAAUUCUGCAUAAGGCAUGAGUGAUUAUAUUGAUUUAUAUGGGGAGUGCCUUUAUGCAUUAAAAUAUCAAGAGCCUGAAACGAGCUUCUGGUACCAGAAACUUGGGGGGAAUAAUUACCGUAGACUCAACUACAUUUAAUUUAAUGCUCAUGACCAAGACAUAAGCUGGUGCUUCUUACGUAUGUAGGAUACGUAGGAUAACAUAACUCACUAAUAGAGUGCAUAGCUAUUGUGUUUUCACACCCAGGAGAUGUUUUUCCAUUUACAGUCUUCUAUCCUUGACAUCAUAGGCAAGGUAUUUUUAAUAGGUGCUACACUGAAAUAGAGCACAAACGAAAAAAAAUGGAAACUUUCUCACACCUCCUUGCUGGAAGAAAAUAUUUGGAAAAAUGAUGUGUGGUUUUCAUUUACUUUGGAGUGCAGUGAGAGACUUUGCCUUGAACCAGGAGUUUGGAACAUCUUUAUAGCCCUUCUUUAAGUUAAAAAGAUGGUAGGGAAGGAUACUGAGCAGUAUGAAACAGAGCACCACAGAAGUCAGAGAAUUUUCCAGACUUCCUGGCAUUGAAGGAUUUGGACCUGCUUCCAGUUUAUUUAAUGUAAUCACGGCAUGUUCAUUGGGACCUCCAAGGAAAAUCUUAUACAUUUCUUCUGUGUUGGAAAUUUACUUGAUAUAUAGAAUUAGUUUUACUUGAAAUACAAAAUUAGACAAAGAAAGAGAAACAGGGGUGUGCCUUUUUGGUAUAUGCAGACAAAAUUCAUGCUCAGAGGGAGAGCAUUUACAAAAGGCUUCAUCGUCUGAACCCUGCAUCUACUAGAUGCUGCUUAUGCUGCAGGCAAGGACAAUGAAUAAGCCUCAGCAAUAUUCCUGGUAUAAUACUAUUUUACUGAGCUAAGGAAUACCAUGCAAAACCUGAGGAGUCUGAACAACUGGAAUGCAAACGUACCAGUUCAGACCAUGAGAAGAUAAGAACUAAUCAGAUAUUGGCUGCAAGAAAAAAAAUCAAGAACUAUUUUGAGUUGAAAGGUGAGAUGAGAGCAGGGGACUGUGUCUGAAGAGAAGAGUCCUACCAACACGUCCUGGCAUGUUCAUAGUGCUGCUAAUGCAAACAGAAAUACUCACUAAAAUGUGAAAGAGCCGAAAACCCUACAGGGUUUCCAGGUAACCCAUAAUCAGUGGAGACUAAGUUUUCUGAGGGAUGGUUAAAUUGUGUCAUAGAGUGAGGGAGGUAGCUGUGGAUAAUGAAGGUAGUGUGACUGUCCCCUUGCAAGGACCACUGUCUCCCAAGGUUAUGUCAACACUUAGAUAGGGUCAGGGACUGCUGUUUAACCUUGCAACCAAGACACGUAGACAAGUAUGUGCCCCUUGAUCUCUCGGGGGCCCUACGUGGUACCCAUGUAGCCUUAAAUGGUGAUAGUUUUUUAAAAUAUAUCUUUGCAUUUCAGAGCUUGAAUUUAUGUGAAGGCUGUAUCAUUGCCCAUCAGAAUGGUGAGGGUUUUUUUGUUUGUUUUUUUGUUUUUGUGGCAUGGCAUUGAGGGAGUAUGUUGCUGGUCUGAUGGUGUGGCAGGAGGACCUGGAGGGAAUUUGUGAGGGCAAAGGCUGCUGGAGGAUUCCGCAAGGUAAAGGGACUCAGCCCUGGCAGUCUUACCCAUGCAGUUUGUUGCGAAGUGGUGUCUGGCACAUGUUCUCCCCCAAAGCAUACCUAGGCUCUGGUUCAGAGCAUGCUAAUUUGCACUGCACAAACCCCACAGAACUAUAAAGCAGUGAUGUAUGACUGAUCAGUGACCUGCUUUCAGGUCUGCCUCUUGGUCCUUGUUUCCUUUAGGAUGUAUGUGAAUCUAAGGGAAUGGACCACUGAAAUGUUGUGUGUUUUAUUCCCCAAAGGGGAUAUGUUUGUUCUUUGUCCCCAGUCUUGCCUGGCCUUGUGCCACAUACUGUUGCAUAGCUGUUUGAAUGGAGUGCAUGAAAGCCAAAGCAGGGACUGUGAGGAAAAAGCUGUCUCUGCAUCGCACUGUGAAAAGGCACAUGGCAUGCUUAUAAUCUGGCCCUUGCUGUUCUGGUGUUAUGUUUGCUUAGCCACUGAAGACGAAUGCACGCGUGCAAAAACCUCAUCCAAAAUGCAUCCCAGAUCACUGCUCUCAGAUGAACAUAAUGCUGGAAAAGCCUCGCAAAUACAGAGCUUGCUGUCUGCUGCCAAACACAAAGGAAACAAAAACUUGUUCUACUCUUUAUAGAAAACGCUUGCUUCUGUCUUUUAACCAUUUAAUAAUAUAUUAAUUAAAAAUAAAAUAUUGCAAAGGAGCACUAGACCCUUGAACGUCCUUAUGCUCUUAAACACGACUGCAUUUUGUAUUAGCACCAUCGAUGCUGGCUGCCUGCUAAGCACUUUGUAGGGCAUUUGCUAGUUUCAAGAUUGGGUGGAAAAAUCAGAAGGAUGGUGGUCUAGUUUACAAAGUCAUAGAGAGCCUGGAAAGAAGUGGAAUAAAAUAUUCCUCCUGUGGUGAAACUCUCUUCAGUGGAAUGGCACAAGAUAGGGUAAGAGGGCAGCAGUACUGAGUCAAAGCCAAGACACAGCUUUAUUUUGCCUUUUGGAGAUCUAGCGUAAAUGGCUUUCACUGAACUUUUCUGUUAUCAAUUAAAUAGUGAGUUUAAAAGUACAAAGUUUAAAAAAAAAGAAGUUUUGUGAGUUUUUUUUUUUUUUUUUACUGUAAAAGCAACUAAAAAUGAUCAUCAAUAAAGGAAAAUGCACCAGUUUUCCAAUACUUCAAUCUGCUGUAUUUUUUGUCAUGGGCAGUGGUUCCAGCAGAGCUACAGCAGAUGAGCGCACUGGACUACCCAAAAAAACCUAACAAUUAGAUCACCUUGUUGGAUGCAAGUGACUGAUCUGAAUCAGUCAGACUACAAAUUUAAACUCUAGAUGUUACAUGUGCCCAUAAAGCAUUUACAUAAACCUAGCGUUAUGCACUUUCCUUCCCUCCCACUGGAAAACUGGUCAAGGCAGAGGAGAAGUCUGCAAGCAAUGAGCAAGAACUGUGUUGCAGGCUGGCUAAAAACAUGACCGAGGUUGAAAUCCUUGUUAGAGGAGCUUAGGACUGAAUCUUCUGCUUCUCAGGGAAGAGCCCCCGGCCACUACACUGUCCUGGGUGAAAAAAAAAAAUCAUGCUGGGUAACUUUUCUUUGGCUGAGCAGCAGAGAUAAGUAGGGCAAAAAAAAAUGUUCUUCCUCAUGAUUGCACCAUACCUUAAAAAGUGAAGCCUUAAAUCCAAAUGGUUGCACCAGUAGAUAAGUAUUUAAGUAAGAAUGGGCUAAACAGGCCCUUCUCUGUGCUGCAGGGCUCAUCUGAUCACUCCUUUGGUAGCCUCAGGAGACCAGGCUAAGUCUGGCAUGGCAGGACUUGAAUCUGUCUCAGGUGAAGCAGGACUUGAAUCUGUGUCUCAGGUGAACAAUCAGAUUGGGAUGCUAUUUUUGAGGCCCACAAGGAGUCUCGUCCUUUUCCUUCUGGAUCUGCUCUGCUCAUGCUGAGUGGUGGAUAAAGGAAAUUCAGAAUUGGAGCUGAGAGUUGCGCCUAUGAACCCAUUGCAGGGGUGGACCUACAGACAUGAGAGAAUUUGGGCUCUGGACAAAAAGAAAUGUGCAGCUUUUAUUGCCUGCCUGCCACUUUCCUAUAUUAUUAUACCUCUUUGGCAUAAGGAUUUAAAGUACUCGGAGAUGAGAACACAGCUGAACCCUCUUGCAUAUCCAGGCGGAAGCAGAAUAAAGGAAAACGCAAAGCCAGCAGCAGCCCUGUGCCAGGUGCUUUUCUUCCAGGAUUGGACUUGUCACUGGAGAAGCAGUGGCAGUUGCAACUCUGCUGGUGAAGAGGAGCUACAUUUUUAAACCCAUGCUAAUUACUGUUUUCCCCUCUUGAAGAGAGAGGAAGCUGACCACAGCUGCUAAAAGUCCCAGGCACAGCACACACCCAACACACCAUUCAGACUGGACCUCUUAAGACAAAAAUGACUUUGAGCCGUCCUGGUAUAUAGACAAAUUGUCUUUGUGGUGGCAAAAGGGAAGGAAAGAAUAACAGGCAUUUCAGGUCAACACCUCCACUUCCCAAAACAACCAAACCUGUCUAACCUACAAUAAACAAAGUCCUACUAAAUUGUCCCUACCAGCCUUUUUAUUGGCUUGGGAGCUGUGUUGAGCAGUGACUAGUGGUAUGAAUAGUACGAUGUAUGACUAAUAAAUGAGUAACAUGCCCCAGGACUGACCUGUGCCAGAUGGAAUCCUCCAGGGACUGCAUGGGCUGGGCCUGGGCAGGAAUUGGGGAUUGUCAGCAGAGCUCGCUGCUGUGAUUAGACAUCUUCCCUUGGGAAGUCGGAAAGCCUAAGGCAUUUAAAGAUGUUCUGAGGAAAAACAUCAUAUUCACUAGACAUUGAAUUAUAUUAGAUAGAUAGAGUCUUGUUUUGGAUUGCAGGGAGGGACUUGCUGGCUUGGCAUCUCUGCCAGUUUCUUCAUUUUGCUUGCUCAGAGUUCUUAGAAGAAUAAAAUUUGCAUCUUCUGGCUUUCAUCCUUCCAGAAUAAGAGUUACAAUGAAUUUUCUUUUUAUGAGAACUUAGGACUGGAGCAGUCACAUAUAUGUAGCCCAGAUAUCCCUGCUGGGAAUGAGUAAUAAACAUUUAACUCUUUGCACCUCUACAUUGCCCCCUAUUUAAGGAUGCAAGGGUUUUCCUAAAGCCUUAAAGCAAUUUACAGUUUGGUACCAGAGGAGAGAGGAAGCAGGAAAGAGGCCUUCCUCCCAGAAACAUGCAGCUUCCUAGUCCUUCUGUGGAGAAGUAUAAUCCUACAUGACCAGGUCUCUUAAUGCUGAUGCAAAUAUAUUCUGUUCAGGCAGCAAGAUACCUUGGGCAAGAAUUUUGCCUUUCUGCUUCAAGCAUUCACAACUAAUUAAUUGAUAUGAGUACUACGAGUAGCAUAAAUCUGUAACUGUAUGUAAUGCUUAACUACAGAGCAUUGUAUGUUGCAGUGCGACAAAUCCAGGCAGAACCUUAAAAGACCCACGGGCAUAUGGAAGCAGCAGUUUUAAUGAUGAUAAUGACAUUUUUAACAGAAAAUACAGUCAUGGGAUAUAAACCAGUUCCUGAAGAUAAAAGAGUUGUUCGCAGGAGAGGGAAGAAGAGAAUUAACUAUCUGAGCACAGAGUACAAUAAGAUUAAGACUGGAAAGCAGAACUCAUCUCAGUGCCUCAGAUAAAACUAUGUACCAUAGUUCCAGCUUGUUCCUAGCUAAUUCCUGGCAGCCAGCACUAUUGGAAGAUAUAUGGUCAAAAUAUGGCAAUUUUAUCUUUGAACCCACUAUCCCAUUCAUGCCAAUGUGUCUUGAGGGAAGGUCUUCCUGCUGCUGCUGUACGGCAUGGUGUGGAUCUUCUCUUAGCCUCUUUGGGGCUUCUGCUGGGAAAGGUUCUCUGGGAGAAACAAUGCCAAAACGUCUCACGCAUCUCAGCUUAAGAGACACAAUUUGAACAGUUACUGCUGACAGUUACUAAAGUCUUAUUGAGCAACGACGGCUUACGCCUUGCAGGAAGUAAUGGCAUGAACUGCCUAAGCUGUCUCCUCAGUGCACUUCAAAGUGCCAGGACUUUAAUGUAGAGGUUAAGGACAUGAGACUGCAAAUGUAGGUUACAAGGAUGAGGAAACAAGAGCUGUGUGUGGGUGGAUGGAGUCCUUACUUGGGAUCAUAUGGCACAUGACGCUUCUCCUUUGGAAAACCAGACUUUGUAAAAGCAUGAGGACUGUGAAAUCUGCAGACCGUGACAUCUCUCCCAUAAGCAAAAAAAUCACUGAGAGACCUAUACCACAAUAUAAAAUGCUUUAAGGCAUUGCCCCUAAAAAUACCAGUUAGUCCAGCUAACCUGUGGGUGUGGCUGACAGGAAACCCAAACCUUGCUCGUUCUUCAGUUAACAUUUGCAAUAAUGCAAU
This is a messenger RNA of Cuculus canorus (common cuckoo), 9391 nucleotides long. Its product is annotated as cytosolic phospholipase A2 beta. The record is from RefSeq and is a predicted model, not a curated record. The transcript has 21 exons. Bases 90 to 2714 code for a protein of 874 amino acids. Gene Ontology annotation, cellular component: cytosol. Gene Ontology annotation, biological process: glycerophospholipid catabolic process. Lineage: Eukaryota; Metazoa; Chordata; Aves; Cuculiformes; Cuculidae. Gene Ontology annotation, molecular function: calcium ion binding; calcium-dependent phospholipid binding.